Molecule: messenger RNA, 762 nt
Organism: Entrophospora candida
Lineage: Eukaryota; Fungi; Glomeromycota; Glomeromycetes; Entrophosporales; Entrophosporaceae
Source: the annotation of a GenBank genome assembly
AUGUCACCAGAUCAAGUAGUGUUAAAGGUUGCUAAACAUCAAAAUGUGCAACCAAAGGAUUUGACAGUCAUUAUUGCGAUUGAUGGAAUGCGAUCAGCAGCAAUUUGUAACCAGGUAAAGGAUGGUGAGGAUAAAGCAUCAAUAUUCUAUUCUCAUAUGACAUCUGGACCAUUUGUGAUGUGGUUUUGUAAAGCAACACAAGGAAUGCCUGUUUUUGUUGACAAUAAUCUUAUUGACAUACUUGUUAGUGAUAUGCGAGUGGAUUGGUUAAACAUCCUUUCUGAAACACAAACUUUGCCAUCAUUGAAAUCCAAACUUCCAAGUAUUUGUCAAAAAUUAUUUGAAGGAAAAAAUGCAAAGAAAAUAACAUUUAAUGAUAUUGCAGAAAAACUUGGAAGAGAUGAAGUUUGGGUCGCAGCAGUAUUUUAUGGACAAGCAAAACCGGAUGAAGAUGAUCUGAAAAAACUUAGUGUCAUAUUGGAUAUUAAAGAAAGCUAUUUAAUUGAUGACCUCGAUAAAUCUUAUUUCCCUACUCGUGGAGGAUUAAUUAAUAUGCCACCGAGUGAUCCAUUUCUCUACCGGUUUUAUGAAAUCUUACAAGUUUAUGGAUAUCCAUUAAAGUCUAUUGUUAAUGAAAAGUUUGGUGAUGGAAUCAUGUCUGCAAUUGAUUUUACUGCGAAUGUUGAUAAGGUUAAAAAAGAAGAUCAAGAGAGAGUAAAGAUCACAUUUGAAGGAAAAUUUUUACCAUACAAGAAAUGGUAG